CCGCACUCGUACUACCGAUUCGUUCCAGGAGUUCGUCCACAACUCCUCCGGCAAGGAAGCUCCACGAACCAAGAGCUCCCCAGCAACGCAAUUGCCUUUGUUGCCACUGCUUUUCUUUUGUUGUGAACUUAUUGUCACCGCUGAUCGACCAUGGGCCGCAAAAAAGGAGGAAGAGGAAAGAAGAACCGGGGAGACGACGACUGGUCCGACCAGGAAGAAAUCCCGGUCGGCGGAACGCCGAACGCCACCGAGGAGCCGGCGGCCCCCAAGCUCUCCCGGAAGCAGCAGAAAUUGGCCAAGCAACAGGCCAAAAAGGCGGCCGCCCAGAAGCAACAACAGCAAAAGGACAGCGAUAGCGACAGCGACGACCUGGCGGCGCUGAUGGGGGGCAAGAUGAACCUCGGCAAGAAGAAGAGCGGCAACUACAGCGAUGACGACGACGACGACGAGGACAGCAGCGACGACGAAAUGCUCCCUCCAAUGCCCUCCAAGAGAAACAACGACCGCGGGCGGGGAAGGAACAAUCGGGGCCCGCCGCCCCCCAUGGACGACAGCGACGACGAGGAUGACGACGACGACGAGGAGGAGGAGGAAUACGUUCCCCAGCCAGCUUCCCGAAGGAACAACAAAAAGAAGGGCGGUCGCAUGGCCCAGCUGGCGGCAAUGAUGGACGACGACAGCGAGGACGAGGAAGAAGAGGAGGAGGACGAGGACGAUGAAGAGGUGGAGCAGAUCGCCUUUACGAUCCUCGAACCCUCCAAGAAGAGCAAGAAGGAAAAGAAAGACAAGAAGGAGAAAAAAGAGAAGAAGGAAAAGAAGGAGAAGAAAGAAAAGAAGAACAAGAAAGACAAGAAGCGGGACGAGGAAGAAGCCGCCGAAGCGGAGCGGGCCGAGAAGGCCGCCGCCAAAAAGUCCAAGUUCGAGCUCCAGAUGGAGGCCGCCAUGAAGAAAAAGGAGCAGGCCGAGAACGGCGGAGAUUCCGAACCGGCCGGGGAGGCGAAACCACCGGCCCGACCGACCCCCAAGCCGCAGGAGAUCCCCGAGGCUCCCACCCAGCUGGCCGGGGAGGGCGAGAACGAGGACCUGGUGUACGGUGCGCCCGACGACGUGGUGUGGUCCGACAAGAGCAACGCGAUGCGCGAGGCGGAAAACGCCGCGGACGAGGACCCCAGCAAGGUACGUACCGAUAGCAGAAACGGGCGGGACGACGGAUUGGUUCCCUUGCACGGCGGACUACAGCACGCUACAGCCGAGCGUGCAGUAUGCCCCGGUGGCAUGGUGUCGGGCACACAGAACAGGGGGAACGUGGAAACACGAGGAGACCGAUAUGCCACCUUUCAGUACCAAAUCUCACCAGCGGUUGUUCCUCGUUGCUCGCAUCGUUGUGUUCUUGGACAUUUGGUGGCUCGCGCGUUCGCGUAAUGUGGUGUGUUCGUCCAACGCUGAAUGACCAUUACCGUCUUUUGCUAUGGCAUGGUGUGCUGUGCUGUCACCGGAACUACGCACGCUCCACAGCUGCUGUACGGCAAGGACGGGAAAAAACUCAGCAACAAGGAGCGAAAGCGCCUCAUCAAAGAACGCGAGGCCGCGGCACGGGCCGCCGAGUACGAAAAGGUCGCCGCCAAGGCCAGCCGGGAGGGGGCCCAGUUUGCCUGUUCCCAGACCGCGGUCAGCGAGAAGGAUCCGCAGUGGCAAAACUCCCUGGACAUCAACAUUCCCAACUUUAGCAUCUCCGCCGCCGGAAAGAUCCUCUUCAAGGACGCCGCCCUCACCAUUGCGCACGGACGUCGCUACGGGCUGGUCGGGCCGAACGGUAGGGGUAAGUCGACGCUCCUGAAGAUGAUUGCCUCCAAGGACCUCAAGCUCCCCCCGCGCAUCGACUUUUUGUACGUCGAGCAGGAGGUCGUGGCCGACAACACACCGGCCGUCGAGGCCGUCCUCAGGGCCGACAAGGUCCGCUGGAACCUCGUCGAGGAAGAAAAGAUCCUCAUGGCAAAGGUCGACGCCGGGGACGAAUCGGACGAAACGAUCGAUCGACUCGGGGUCGUGGUGGAAGAACUGGCCAACAUGGGAGCCGACUCGAUGGAGGCCAAGGCCCACGGAAUCCUUUCCGGGCUUGGAUUUACCACCGAGAUGCAAACCAAACCGACCAAGAUGUUUUCCGGUGGUUGGCGCAUGAGAAUCUCCCUGGCGCGGGCCCUCUUUGUCGAACCCACCCUGCUCAUGCUCGAUGAACCGACCAACCACCUGGAUCUCAACGCCGUCAUCUGGCUAGACGACUACCUGCAAACCUGGAAGAAGACGCUCUUUGUCGUAUCGCACGACCAGGACUUUUUGAACAGUGUCUGCCAGGAAAUCCUCCACAUCGAGGACCUGAAACUCAUUGCCUACAAGGGCAACUACGACAGCUUCAAGAAGGCCGAGGCGGAUCGACUCAAGCAGCAACUCCGGGCGUGGGAAAAACAAGAAAAACGCAUCCGGGAGCUCAAGCGGAAGGGCCAGUCCAAGUCCAAGGCCACCGAAAUCAUGAAGACCAAGUCCAAGCGCGAGGCCGGUGCCAGGAGCCAGAAGAAGAAAAACCAGGCGAUCGCCGCCGGAACCGAGUCAGCGGAAAUCCAGGAGCUCAUCAAGAGACCCAAGGAGUACACCGUCAAGCUCGAAUUUUCCGAGGUUCCGCAGCUCACCAGGCCCGUCAUGGAGGUCACCAAUGUGCACUUUCGCUACUCGGAAAAGCACCCGGUCAUUUUCAACAAGAUUGAUUUCGGUAUCGACAUGGACAGCCGCAUCUGUGUGGUUGGCCCGAACGGUGCGGGUAAAACGGUGAGUUUUGCAGCGGCUUUGUUCGUGCCGACAUUUCGUUCGCUGGCCGAGUCGAGAAUGGAAUUUGCGUGAUUGAUUGGUUUUCUCAUUCGUUGCCUAUUUUUGGUUGUUCGCUUGUUUUUUGUUGUCGCCCAGACUCUCUUGAAAUUAUUGACGGGAGAAAUCAAUGCCACAAAAGGAGAAGUUCGAAGAAAUCCUCGGUUGCGGAUGGGUAUCUACAACCAGCAUUUUGUGGACAGAUUACCCAUGGGCAAGACCCCGGUAGAGCACUUGCGUUCUCGUUUCGAUGACCUGGACUACCAGAGCUGCCGAAACCGGCUCGGACGAUACGGAUUGGAAGGCCAUGCCCACGAGGUCGUCAUGAGAGACCUAAGCGGAGGACAAAAGGCCCGUGUUGUCCUGGUCGAACUAAGUUUGCAGAUGCCGCACAUUCUAUUGCUCGACGAACCCACGAACAACCUGGAUAUCGAAACUAUCGACGCCCUCUGCGAUGCCAUCAACGAAUUUAACGGAGGCAUCGUGGUGGUAACCCACGAUCAGCGCCUCAUCGAGGAGUGCGACUGCACGCUUUGGGUUGUCGAGAAACAAGGCGUUACGGAAUGGACGGAAGGAUUCGAUGACUACAAGGAGUCGAUCCUUCGAGAGUUGGAAGAACAAGUAGAGGCACAAAACAAAGCUAGACAGAAGAAAGUUGAGGCCGCCGCAGCUGCGAAGGCGGAGAAAAUUGCUCGCUUGAAAAAUUCGAAAAAGAAAUAACAAAAAUAAUGAUGAUAUUAUUACAGUAUUACAAUAGUACGAAGUUUGUGAAUAUUGUGUUCAAAAGAAUUUUUGGGACUCACUGAAACUUUUUGACAAAAACUAGAUGCCUCAAACAAAAGAAGCCGCAAAGUUUAAACAUGUUGUAUAAAUAAUUGUUCUAAAUACAGAAUUUUUACAUUGACACAUAUAGAAGGAACGCCGUUCGUAGUGUCCGGCUUCGAUCAAGCACUUUUGACAAAGCUAUUAAAGCAUUGUCACAGUGAGAGAGAAGGUUGAUUGUUUACCUCUCGUUUUGCGACGAUUGGGAUUGAGAAUCAAAAAAAUUCUUUUUGAAGUGUUGCGUACACUGUUUAUACGCAUCCGCAGAGCAAUCCGGUGCUGACUUCAGGUUGUUCGCGAGAGUCAACUUCUUCCUCGGCAGGGGUUUCCUCGGCGGCUUCCUCGACAGGGGCUUCUUCCUCUUCUUCACGUUCUUCGGCGGCUUCCUUCUCGGCUGGUUCAUCAGCGGGAGCGUCUUCCGUGGCGGGUGCCUCCUCAGCGACAGGGGCUUCCUCGGGCUUUUCCUCAACAGGGGUCUGCUCAACAGGCUCAGGCUUAGGGUCUUCUUUUUGGACAGACUCAGCGACAUUGGCGGAAGGAGAAAGCUUGGUAAUGGACUUCUUCUUCAUUCCCAUCUUUCCGAGAACUCCCUUGCGAGGGACCUUGGUUACGGUUGUGGAGACCUCAGCCUCGUCUUCCUCAGGGGAGGCAGACUUCUUCUUUCUGAAGGAAAGAGACUUCGCACUAGGCAUCGAAGGCAUGGAAGGCAUGGAAGGGCGCUUGAUUUGGAGCUUCAUGAUUUUAGUUUGUUUUGUUAGUGAGGAGAAACUUAAGAUUUUUCUUGUGUCAAUCGCAAUUUGUGAGAACGAGGAGAGUUGCUCAAAAAUCAAAAAAAAUAGACGGCACUUGAAGAUUCGUUUCUCUGAGAGCAUCUGUUGAAUUUAUCGGGUAACAUCGUUGUAUGGGCGAUCACAAAACUCUGCGCGGGCGCUUCAAUAUAUUAUUCAUCACUUAAUACAUUUAACUAGUUUUU
Pseudo-nitzschia multistriata is the source of this 4651-nucleotide messenger RNA. NCBI's taxonomy places the organism in Eukaryota, Bacillariophyta, Bacillariophyceae, Bacillariales, Bacillariaceae. The record is from the annotation of a GenBank genome assembly.